Molecule: messenger RNA, 1305 nt
Organism: Argentina anserina (silverweed cinquefoil)
Lineage: Eukaryota; Viridiplantae; Streptophyta; Magnoliopsida; Rosales; Rosaceae
Product: protein JINGUBANG-like
Exons: 1
Coding region: 1-1305 (434 amino acids)
Molecular function (GO): protein binding
Source: RefSeq, a predicted model, not a curated record
AUGGAAUUGGAUUUCUAUCGCAGGAAUUCUCUAUUUCGCUUCCUCGACAUCGAAAGAAGUAUGGUAAUAGAUUCACCCUCUGACUUCCCCAAUAUCAACACCAAUGACCAAGUGUGUGAUGAUGAAGAUCUCCAAUUCAGCCCUUCAAUGCCUUCAACCUCCUACACAACCACAAUGGUGACACUAAUGCCGCCUCCAAGCCCAGAGUCCCCAUGGACACUCUCCCCUCACCAAACUCCAUCUCCUUCACUCCUAUACCACUGCAUUGCCUCCCUCUAUCGCCCCGAAGGCUCCAUCUCUGCCAUUGCAGUCUCAAAGCAGAAAGGAGUUGUCUUCGCUGGCUCAGAGAGUACACGAAUCCAUGUGUGGAGACAACCAGACCACAUUGAAUACAAAAGUCUCAAGGCGACUUCAGGUGAAGUGCGAGCCAUUGCAGCUCAUGGAAACAUGCUCUUCACCACUCACAAAGACCACAAAAUCCGAGUGUGGAACUUCACCGUCACAGAUCACAUUUUCACGUCCAAAAAGGUCUCUUCUUUCCCCAAAACGAGCUCUUUCCCUUUAUUUUCAAGAUUCACAAACACCAAACAGCAACACAAAGAAUGCAUUUCCUGCUUGGCGUAUUACGAAACGGAUGGUCUUCUCUAUACUGGUUCCCAUGACAGAACUGUCAAGGCGUGGCGGCUUAUAACCAAUCACUGUGUGGACUCCUUUGUGGCACACGAGGACAAUGUGAAUGCAAUGGUGGUGAACCAAGAUGACGGGUGCGUUUUCACUUGCUCCUCAGAUGGUUCUGUCAAAAUCUGGAGAAGGGUUUUCAGAGAAAACUCUCACACUCUCACCAUGACGCUCAAAUCCCAUUUCUCAAAUUUCAACUACCCUGUAAACGCCAUAGCCUUAAACACAUCAUCCAACUCUUGCUUCCUCUACUCUGGUUCCUCAGACGGAACAAUUAACUUCUGGGAGAAGGAGAAACUCACUCACCGGUUUAACCAUGGUGGGCUUUUACAUGGCCACAAUUUUUCAGUUCUGUGCUUGGUGGCCAUUGAGAAGUUGAUUUUCAGUGGAUCAGAGGACACUACUAUUAGGGUUUGGAGGAGGGAAGAAGAGGGUUGUUUUCAUGAGUGUCUAGCUGUAUUGGAAGGGCAUAGAGGCCCUGUGAGGUGUUUGACUGCUUGCUUGGAGAUUGACAAAGUUGUCAAAGGGUUUCUGGUUUACAGUUCGAGUUUGGAUCAGACUUUCAAGGCGUGGAGGGUUAAGGUCUCGCCAGAAGAUGGAAUGAGGUUGAACUGUUACAUGGAUUGA